This is a messenger RNA of Triticum aestivum (bread wheat), 228 nucleotides long. Its product is annotated as 40S ribosomal protein S21-like. The coding region runs from base 52 to 228 and encodes 58 amino acids. The transcript is spliced from 2 exons. The record is from RefSeq and is a predicted model, not a curated record. Gene Ontology annotation, molecular function: structural constituent of ribosome. Gene Ontology annotation, biological process: translation. Gene Ontology annotation, cellular component: ribosome. Lineage: Eukaryota; Viridiplantae; Streptophyta; Magnoliopsida; Poales; Poaceae.
UCUGCCAUUUGAAGUCGCUAUUGCUGUGCCACUCCCCCACCAGCCUCCACCAUGCAGAACGAGGUGGGUGACAUGGUGGACCUCUACGUCCCCAGGAAGUGCUCGGCCACCAACAGGAUCAUCACGGCCAAGGACCACGCCUCUGUCCAGAUCAUCAUUGGUCACGUUGAUGAGAAUGGCCUCUAUGAUGGCCGCUUCACCACCUUGGAUGGGACUCCAUCAAUUUAG